GUACGCUAGAGGGAGUUCAGUUGAAUGAAUUUCUCUUAACAUUGACUCCUGUUUAGGACUAAUAAACAGUCGAAAUUAAUUGUAAAAUUUUUGAAAUUCUUUAUAAAAAUAUUGAAAAUUAAACGUUUUUUUGAUUAAUUUACACAGAAAUGGAGCCUUUAAGCUAACGAAAUAUCGGCGAAAACCGCCAUGUUAAUACCAAAACAUUUAUACUGAAGUCGUAGAAAAUUGUGAAAUCGAGCCACUCCAAAAAGUCCAAACAUGCCGGACCUCAAAAUAGCUGUAGUAUGUUCCAGUAAUCAAAACAGAAGCAUGGAAGCACAUGCUUUCCUCAGCAAAAAAGGAUUCAAAGUCAGGUCGUUCGGCUCGGGAACCCAAGUAAAGUUGCCCGGGGCAGCACCAGAUCGACCGAACAUUUAUGAUUUUACUAUUUCGUAUGAACAGAUGUAUCAAGAUUUAUUAUUGAAAGAUAAAGCCUUAUAUACCCAGAAUGGCAUUCUCCACAUGCUCGACAGAAAUCGACGCAUCAAAUCCCAUCCCGAGCGCUUCCAGACUUGCUAUGAGAAAUUUGAUGUGAUCUUUACUGUAGAAGAGAGAGUGUAUGACCAAGUGGUAGAAGAACUCGCUUCUAGAACACCAAUAGAAAACACGCCCGUUCACAUAAUUAAUAUAGAUAUUCAAGAUAAUCAUGAAGAAGCAACUAUAGGAGCAUUUCUUAUAUGUCAAAUGACGCAAAUGAUGUCCGACUCAGAAGAUUUAGAUAAUGACAUUGAUGAGUUGCUCCAGGACUUUGAAGCUAAAGCUCAAAGAAACAUUCUACAUAGUAUACAAUUCUAUUGAAGUUUUUUAUAUUGGUUUACGUCCCAUUGCAAUGCCAAAUGAGCAUUUAAGAAAAUAGUUUCAUUUAUCCCGUACACCCAGGUUACAUUCAUGGUUUUAUAAUUAAAAACAACAAGGAAACAUUUUUUCUGUAGAAAUUUUUAAUAAUUUAUGUUUGCAUAUUUGUCAGUUUAUUGUUUGCACAUCCGGGACAAGUGUGGAGGGUGUCAUGAACGA
Molecule: messenger RNA, 1056 nt
Organism: Centruroides sculpturatus (bark scorpion)
Lineage: Eukaryota; Metazoa; Arthropoda; Arachnida; Scorpiones; Buthidae
Gene: Ssu72
Product: RNA polymerase II subunit A C-terminal domain phosphatase SSU72-like
Exons: 6
Coding region: 262-840 (192 amino acids)
Biological process (GO): termination of RNA polymerase II transcription
Cellular component (GO): nucleus; mRNA cleavage and polyadenylation specificity factor complex
Molecular function (GO): RNA polymerase II CTD heptapeptide repeat phosphatase activity
Source: RefSeq, a predicted model, not a curated record